AUGUCAGAACCAGUGAUGGAGAAUAUGGCACCUGAAGAUGUGGUAAAACUUGAGAAAGAAGAACAUAUUGUACCGGAUAUUGGCGUCUCUUCGAUUUCUACCACUGAACCCCUGUCUCCAUCGGGUAUACCAAGGGAAUCAUCUGGAACUGUUACCUCUGCAACUGCAGCUACAACAGAAAGAGAAGUAUCACCCAAGAAGGAACUACAAAUUGAUCAUGAUCGUGUUGAUCCAGUAGCGAUGAUCGGUGGGUCAACCACUAGAAGAUAUUUGAAUGAACAUGUAACAAAACAUUUAUUGGAAGGAAUGAAACUGAUAGCCAGAGAAAAGCCCGAGGAUCCACUUCGAGUAUUAGGCCAGUUCUUGAUUGAUGCAAGCGAAAUGAACCAGAAGCCUUCAUCGUAG
Messenger RNA from Kluyveromyces lactis, 405 nucleotides. It is a transcript of the gene SDC1, whose product is annotated as Sdc1p. The record is from RefSeq and is a predicted model, not a curated record. Bases 1 to 405 code for a protein of 134 amino acids. The transcript has a single exon. NCBI's taxonomy places the organism in Eukaryota, Fungi, Ascomycota, Saccharomycetes, Saccharomycetales, Saccharomycetaceae.